CAUGAUCAUCAUUACAUAGGAUAGCUGAGAUUGUAAUAACACACACACACACACACGCAUUCUCUCUCUCUCCCCUCUUUCUUUCUCUCUCUAAGCUUUUCAUGCAUGAAGUGAUGCCCCCCAUAUAUAUACAUAUGCUUGCUUAGACUAUCAAAACAAGUUUUCAUUUUGUGCAACCAAAAAAUCUCUUUUUCUCUCUAUCUCUCUCUCUGUUUCUGGGGUUGGCAGAAGUCAACAUGCAAGGUUCUUAGGCUGAUAUGAUGAUUCUUAUGGUUUGAGCAAAUUUGAGUUUCAAAAAUAUAAUCUUUUUGUUGAAUUGGAAUUUGGGUUGGUGGACUAGUUUGUCAGAGUGAAUAGAAGUAAGAGAAAGGGGUGUGAUGUAACAGAUGAAGAACGAAGAGCAAGCUCGUAGUUUGUUUGGGAUUUCACUCUCUGGCAGACCCAGAUAUCAACAAUUCCUCAUUUGCUCAUCUGGAUUCUUCUUUGGAUAUCUUGUUAAUGGAAUCUGUGAGGAAUAUGUGUACAACAGGCUUCACUUUAGCUAUGGUUGGUACUUCACAUUUAUUCAAGGGUUUGUUUACCUGUUUCUGAUUUACCUCCAAGGUUUCACAAGCAAGCAAAUGGUGAAUCCAUGGAAAACUUAUGUGAAGCUUUCUGUUGUACUUAUGGGUUCACAUGGCCUAACAAAGGGAUCUUUGGCUUUUCUUAACUACCCGGCACAGAUCAUGUUCAAAUCCACAAAGGUUCUGCCAGUGAUGAUUAUGGGUGCCUUUAUACCGGGUCUGAGAAGGAAGUAUCCAAUGCAUGAAUAUAUAUCUGCAAUACUACUGGUAGUUGGCUUGAUCCUAUUCACACUAGCAGAUGCACAUACAUCACCAAAUUUCAGUGUCAUUGGUGUUAUUAUGAUAACUGGGGCUUUGGUCAUGGAUUCUUUUCUGGGAAAUCUGCAAGAAGCAAUCUUUACCAUGAACCCUGAGACCACACAGAUGGAGAUGCUCUUUUGCUCUACUGUAGUGGGCUUACCUUUCUUAAUCCCACCUAUGCUUUUUACAGGAGAAUUAUUCAAAGCAUGGACUUCAUGUUCACAACAUCCCUAUGUGUAUGGUGUGUUAGUCUUUGAAGCAAUGGCUACAUUUAUUGGCCAAGUCUCUGUCCUCUCCCUCAUUGCCAUUUUUGGUGCUGCCACCACUGCCAUGAUAACAACGGCAAGAAAGGCAGUGACAUUGUUAUUAUCAUACUUGAUAUUUACAAAACCAUUAACAGAACAACAUGGGAGUGGACUUCUACUCAUAGCCAUGGGAAUCACAUUGAAGAUGUUGCCUGAAAACAAAGCCACCACCACCACUAGGGCAUUAACAUCUUCUGCCACUGCCAAUAGUGCAAAAUCUAGUGGUGAUGAUGAAGAGUUGGGGACCCCAAGAGAAGAUGAUGAAAGGAGAUCCUUGGUCUAAAGCUCAAAUGGGUUCUCAAAUGCAAUUUUUAUUUUUCAAGUCAUUAUUUUAAAAUUCAUAAUUUCCCUGUCAUUUUCGUAUCAUGCUACAAAGGAAAGAGAAAAUAAUUCCCUGUCCAAUUAGCAUU
Molecule: messenger RNA, 1578 nt
Organism: Gastrolobium bilobum
Lineage: Eukaryota; Viridiplantae; Streptophyta; Magnoliopsida; Fabales; Fabaceae
Product: UDP-galactose/UDP-glucose transporter 2-like
Exons: 7
Coding region: 387-1451 (354 amino acids)
Biological process (GO): transmembrane transport
Cellular component (GO): endoplasmic reticulum membrane; Golgi membrane
Molecular function (GO): transmembrane transporter activity
Source: RefSeq, a predicted model, not a curated record